This is a messenger RNA of Triticum turgidum subsp. durum (durum wheat), 786 nucleotides long. The record is from the annotation of a GenBank genome assembly. Lineage: Eukaryota; Viridiplantae; Streptophyta; Magnoliopsida; Poales; Poaceae.
AUGGCUCCAAAAGCCGACAAGGGGAAGGGCGUGAAGUCGGGCGAGGCGCAUCGGCUCGUGGCGCUGCGGAAGGAGCGGGCCCUCUUCUCCCCUCAGCUCGGUGCGAAGGAGCUGAGGGAGUACUACUACCUCUUCUGGUCGACGGAGACGCGAGCGCAUCCGCGCACGAGGGUACUCCCGGCCACCGCUUCGAGACUGGCUCCGAACGGGUAUCCCUUUUUCGCGCUGUUCUUCUACCGCGGGCUCUGCCCGCCUUUCUCUGAAUUCUUUUGCGACAUUAUGAACACCUACGGGUUCCGCCUCCUUGACUUCACCCCCAACGCCGUUCUGACCAUGGCAGUUUUCGCACAUCUGUGCGAAAACUUUGUCGGAGUCCACCCAAACGUAGCCCUUUUCCGCCACUUCUUCAUGCCUCGGGUUGAGAGAGGAGAGCCUCUUGCCGGCGGGAUCGCUUGGAUAUCGAGAGUCGACAAGAAGGAAGCAUAUCUGGAGGGUGAGCUCCGCAGCAAGUGGGAGGAGUGGAGAGCAGAGUGGUGCUGGAUCAUCGAGGAGAACCCGCAGCCAUUCACUACCCUGCGACAAGCCCCAAUAGCGCGCGGCAACGAUUGGAGCAACGUGGCCCCGGAAGACGGCAGGCUGAAAAUUGCCAUCACCCGGAUCCUUCGCCUCAGGCUUGCCGGGCUCACCGUAGGCGCUGUCGGCGCAGAUUUUCUUCGCUGCCGCAUCGCCCCCUGCAGGAGAGGGGGAGACCCGCCUGGGAGUUUAAGAACUCGGUGGAUAUCAUGA